CAGGCCUAGCACAGGCUCUUUAACUACUCCGCUUCUGCCGUGACUUGACUAUCACCACCACUCAGCCCCGAUAGAAUUACCGAUAAUGGCCCACGACCAGGCCACGUCCAUGUUCAUGGGCCUACCGCUGGAGGUACGACAUCACAUCUUUGAGCUCGCGGCUGCCCGUGACUUCAAGCCUAAGAAGCUGCUCCGCUACUGGUUCGAGAAGAAGGAAGUCGAGGAGCUCAUUGCGAAACAAGCUGCAGCCAACUCUAACGGACCGAUUCCGCGAGUUGUACACAGCAACGAAGACUAUGAACAGGACAGUGAAGUAGCCGACGAGAACGCCGAAGAUCAAGAUCAAGAUCAAGAUGAUGAGGACGAGGAGGAAGACGACGAGGCCAAUGAAGAACAGGACAGCGAGCCUGCGGACGAAGAGGACGACGAGGGCAUGGACCAAGAUGGUGAAGAGCAGCUUGCUGAAGUGGACACCCAGGACGAGAUGGAGGGCAUGGAUGCCGGUCAAGGCACCCAGAUUCCCGCCUCAGCACACGUUCAAACCCAAGCUGCGGCUCAUGGCGAGGAUGACCCCGAACAGUCUGAAGCGGACAUCGAAGAUGGCAUCGAGGAAGGUCUUGCUGAAGAGGGAGAGGGCGAGACCGAGGAUCAAGGUACCCAAAACGAUGGCGACGAAGACGGCGAUCAGGCAAUGGCUGAUGACGAUGGUGAAGGAGAGGCUGGCGAGGACGAAAAUGACGAACAGGACACCAGUAUUACGGCUCCACCUCCUCCCGCUCGAGUGCCGAUGGUUAGGGCUCAGCGAAAGUGGCGCUAUAUCCCCAAGUUCAUGCGCCUCACUCACUGUCCACCUCCAAUCGAGCUGCUCUUGACCUCGAAGCAGCUCAAUGACGAAGCUAAGGAUUGGUACUACGAUGUUGCCGUGCUCCGUAUCGAGGCCACCGGCAGCUUCGCUCAUACGUCCUUCUACGAAGAGGCCUUCAGCCAAAUCACCGAGGCUGCUUUCUCACCCAUGGAGAACAUCCGCAAAGUCGAAGUGACGUUCGUCUGGGACACGACCUGGAUCCGCGCCGAUACAACGGGCUGUGUAGCCGCCAUCUUCCCAGCUCUACUUCGUCAGCGCGCCACCUUUGUCUACCAAAUUCUCAAGCAGGCCCCCGACCUCAAGGAGGUGGUCAUUCAUUGGCACGACUCUGCCCAGGACAGCGAGAGCGCCAACCUGAGAAUUGACGUGCUUGGGCCUUUCGACAACCUCCCGGCUACCGUCCAGAUUGUCAAACACUACAUCCCUGCAGAUUCGAAGCCGUACAAGCGGAGCAUUGCUGGCAAGCAACGGGUGGAGUUUCAGAAAAUCCUUGACAUGGGCCUGGAUCGACUUUUUUAAGCUUCAGCUUGGCAGAGUUCGUGUGCUUCGUCAAGGUCUUUAUGUGCUCAACAUGCAUGUACUUUUCGGAAGCGGUAGGCACGACAUCUCCCUAAGACUCUUCACAUUACGGUUCUUCGGCGGGCAUCCAUUUUCGUCACCUUCUUAGACGUCUAUUAAGGGGGUUUUUGAGCCGAAUUUGCUCGGCGUUCAUAGUACGUGGAUACUCACUACUCAUUGCGUAUCGAUCUAGGAUACCCGAAUGGAAUGGGAUGGGAAUGGGC
Molecule: messenger RNA, 1647 nt
Organism: Cucurbitaria berberidis CBS 394.84
Lineage: Eukaryota; Fungi; Ascomycota; Dothideomycetes; Pleosporales; Cucurbitariaceae
Exons: 1
Coding region: 86-1384 (432 amino acids)
Source: RefSeq, a predicted model, not a curated record